Messenger RNA from Oryza brachyantha (malo sina), 2268 nucleotides. Its product is annotated as wall-associated receptor kinase 1-like. Gene Ontology annotation, biological process: cell surface receptor signaling pathway; protein phosphorylation. The record is from RefSeq and is a predicted model, not a curated record. Lineage: Eukaryota; Viridiplantae; Streptophyta; Magnoliopsida; Poales; Poaceae. Gene Ontology annotation, molecular function: ATP binding; calcium ion binding; protein serine/threonine kinase activity. The coding region runs from base 1 to 2268 and encodes 755 amino acids. Gene Ontology annotation, cellular component: plasma membrane. The transcript has 4 exons.
AUGCCAUUGCAAUCACCCACCUUCUUCUUCAUCACAUCCCUGUAUCUGGCAUCAUCAUCGGCCGUGGCCGCCGGCGGUGCCACGCGGCCGAGCUGCCAGCACGAGUGCGGCGGCGUGCUCAUCCCUUACCCGUUCGGCAUCGGCGACAACUGCUCCUGGCCGUGGCCGGGCUCCGGCGCCGGCGACGAGUUCCAAAUCACAUGCAAUAACAGCCUCGCCGGCGGCGGCCCCCCAAGACCCUACUUAUUCGGUAAGCAUGAGAUCAUCGACGUGGAGGUAGAGGCCGCCGUGAUGCGCAUCUACGAGCCCGUGUCGUACAUCUGCUUCAAGUCGAUCAACCAGUCGUCGCUCGAGUACUCGUGGGAGUUCAGCUCCGACUCGUCGCCGCUGCUCAUCUCGCCGACGAGGAACAAGCUCACCGGCGUCGGCUGCUACACCGACGCCAUGAUCGACGGCCGGGACGACGAGAGCUACUACACCACCUGCGCGAGCUACUGCCCCGGCGCGAGCUUGGUGCAGGUCGGCGACGGCGAGAAGUGCGCCGGCCUCGGCUGCUGCGAAACGCCGUACAUCACCACGAAUCUGAGCUACAUCUACCUCUACUUUUUUGAGAGCAACAAGGAGCAGAACAAUCCUGCUUGGAGAUAUAGCCCUUGCAGCUAUGCCUUUGUGGCUGACAUAAGCUGGUACAUAACCAAGAUUAGCCGGGAGGACGUGAUGGGCAACAUGACGUUUGUCCAAAGGAUCGGCAAGCAGGGUGUCCCUCUGGUGCUGGACUGGGCCAUCAGGGACAGUGGGGGGUGUCCUCCGGGCGGUAGCAGCGGCGGAAUUAACGGGAACACGACGACGCAGGCGCAUGGUGACGCGUGCGUUAGCGCGCAUAGCUACUGCUUGAACGCCACCAAUGGGCCGGGGUACUUCUGCAAAUGCUCCCAGGGAUAUGCCGGCAAUCCCUACGUCUCCGAUGGAUGUCAAAAUGUUAACGAGUGUGACCCGUCCAUUUAUAAAGAAAAGUAUCCUUGCAUUGGUGGGACAUGCCAUGACAUAGAAGGUGGCUACAAGUGCAAAUGCAAUUUCGGAAGAAGAAGGGAUGGCAAAGAUGACCACAUUUGCCAACUUGUUCUUCCCAAACCAGCCAUAGCGGCGAUUGCAACAAUAUGUGCCAUCUCAAUUUUGGCCAUCCUACUCAUUUUCUUGCACAUGAAGUGUCAAAAAAGGAAGCUUCAGUAUGCUUUCGACAAAAACGGUGGUCAACUGUUGAAAAACAUCGGCAUUAAGAUUUAUCAAAAAAAGGAGAUAAUCAAAAUCACAAAUAACUAUGAUAACAAGAUUGGAGAGGGUGCCUUUGGUCGGGUCUACAAGGGAACAACUGAUGACAACAAGCAGAAAGUUGCUGUAAAGUGCCCUAAAACCGAUACAGAUCAGCACAAUAAGAAACCCAACACAAUGGGCAUUAUUAAUGACCAUCCAAGUGACUUUGCAAAUGAGGUCACUAUGCAAUUUCAUAUGAGUCAUAAGAAUGUAGUUAGGCUACUGGGCUGUUGUUUGGAGACAAAUGCCCCUAUGCUAGUCUAUGAAUUCAUCCCAAAAGGAAGCCUCGAACAUGUGCUUCAUGGCAAAAAUUUAGGGCAUGCUCUCCCACUACAAACCCGUCUAGGAAUUGCUAUUGAAUCUGCAGAAGCUUUGGCUUAUAUGCAUUCAUCAGCAAAUCAGAAGAUCCUUCAUGGAGAUGUCAAGUCUGGAAACAUUCUACUGGAUGAUAAUUUUAUGCCGAAGAUCUCAGACUUUGGGAUAUCCAGGCUCUUGUCAAUAGAGAAAGACCAUGCUAGCUUCGUGAUAGGGGAUACAAACUACAUGGAUCCUGUGUAUAUGCAGACAGGUCUUCUCACCGAGAAGAGUGACGUGUACAGCUUCGGAAUCGUGCUACUGGAACUCAUCACGAGGAAGAAGCCGAGGUACGACGGCAAUAAGAGCCUUCCAUUAGACUUUGUCAAGUCUUACAAGACAGAGAAUAAAGCAAGGGAGAUGCUUGAUGAUGAAAUUAUCACACAGUCAUGCACUGAAGUCAAUAUUAUAAAUUGUCUUGAGAUUGUUAGUGGGAUUGCAGUUCAGUGCCUCGAACAAGAUGUGGAUAAGAGGCCCAAUAUGAAGGAAGUUUCGAAUCGACUGAGUUUUGCAAGGGAAGUGAUGCAAGAGCAAGGCAAAAGGAGUUCUGAUCAAGCCGAUGAAAUAGCCAUUGCCUUUCCUUCUCCAUUGUCUCCAAUAUGA